GUCCAGCCAAAUAACUACGUCAACUUUAGCGAUGAUCAGCAAAAGAAGCUGUCAGUUAUGAUAGAUGCGCCCCAUAUGUUGAAUUGGUGACUCAGGUUGGUGUAUGUCGAGCUUUAGGCAGGCACAAAACAGUAGAUAAAACACAAAUUACUCAGGAUGUGACAGUGGGAGAAGGACCAGUCUUACAAGAAGGGGACCAAGCUCAAAUCUCAUUUUCCAAGUGGAGCUUUAUAAGUGGAAAGAGGGGAAAUCAGGCAGAGGAAACCAAGUCAGCCCAUCGGGUCAAGUUGAAAGAAGCAUCAAGUGGGUUGGAGUGUGGCCUUCUCGGGUUACAGAAAAAAAGUCGGAGAUUAAUUUUUCUUCUGGAGAAAAAGGAGAAGAACUCUGUUUUCAUGUAUGAUGUGAGUGUAGAGCGAAUAAAACAGAAGGGAAGUGACCAUUCGGGCAGAAGCACCCCACAAGUUGACUCCCAUCAUGGCCACAGAGAGGAAAAUGACAUCAGUUCCAGUACAUUGGAUAUGCUACCUGAAGAUAGUGGGACCAGCCCUAAGGAAGAAGCACACACCAACACAAAGGCAUCACUUGUCUCACGCAUGGCGAGAGUGGGUCAUCCCUUGCUUCCCACUAGACCUAGCAACAUUCAUACACCACCCACUGAUUCUGAGAGCGAAGUGGAGGAAAUCUCAAGAAGAAAUGCAAAAUACAACAGUGGUUCUAUAUCUGGGUCAAUAGAGGAGUUAGCAGCAACACCUGCGGUCAGACCCCGAGCUCCCUCUGCUCGCUCUGAUGUGAGCAAACCAGAGCCAGCUCCCAGACCUCCUAAUCUUGUUUCUCCACAGCCCUUGGUUGUUUAUCAGUCAGCUGCAUGGCAACAGCCUGGAAUGAUGCAUGCAGCAUACCCAGGAGCAGGACUAACCACAGCACCUCAGGCAGUUCCUCCAGCUCCAACUCCUGCUGUACCAGACCCCACGCUUUCCCUCCUCUUUUCAGAGUCAAGAUCCCAAAAUACAGAUCUUAGAAUAUCACUAUCCAAGAUGUCAGAUCAGUUAGACAAAAUCUCCAGUAAGUUAGAAAAGGUAGAACAAAAUGUGGAAAGAGGUCAGUUUUCAAAUACAAUGAUUCCAUCAAGUAUGAUGGCCAUGCAUCCCAGUCAAGCCUUUGCUCCCACUGCAAGCUGUGACCCACAAGGUCUCCUGAAGCAGAUUACAACCAUUGUCAGUGAAAAUGAUAGCAUGAAAUCUCAGCUGCUGGAAAAGAAUGGAAAAAUAGGGGAAUUGAAUACAUCAUUAACACAAUUGUUGCAGAAAAAUCAGAAACUCCUAGAGGAAAAGGCAGAGUUACUAGUUGCUAAAAGUGAGCAGAGUCAGCAAGCAAGUUCAAGUGUGAGCAUAUCAGAAGUUAUAACCCUGAAGGAGGAGAAAGCCUCUCUUGCUGCACAGCUUGCUCUGACACAGCAGCAGUUAUCAGUAUUAAAGGAAGAAUUAAAUCAGGUAAAGAUUGGCAAAGAUUCCCAACAGCAAGAAAUAUCUAAUCUGAUGAUACAGGUUAGACAAGAACAAAAUAAAUUCCAAGAACUACAGGAUGCAGUUCAAAACCAAAGAGCUAAUGAUAAUGAGGAUCUUCGAGAGCAGUUAAAGAAUGCACAAAAAGAAAAUGAAAGUAUGAAAGUUUUAUUUCAUGCUGCUGAGGCAGAUAAACAGUCAUUACAAAAAGAAUUAGCUGUCAUGACAAGCAAGCAUACCUCCAAAGAAGAAGAACAAGUAAAAGUAUCAGAGGUAGAACAUGGGAAACUGAAGAACCAGUUGGAAGCUGCAGAACUGAAUCUGCAGAAAGCAGAGCAGCAGAUUAGAGAACUGGAAAAGGAGAAGUCAGAUUGGGAGAAGCACAUCUCACAGCUUAAGGAAGAAAAGUCUGGGGACUCAGAUACACAGCAGAAGGAAAUAGAAAGCCUACAUACUGAAAAUGCUUUAUUAAAGAAGAGCGUUGAGCAGCUUCAGAAGUCCAGCAGUAAUCCACAGGAGCUAGUAACUGCUGUUAAAAAAGUUAUGAAUACAGUAUUCAAAACUCUCAAAGCACAAUUUGCUGAAGAAAAAUCCUACUUGGGAAGUGUUGUCAUGGAGAAGCUGCUCAAUGUCAUAAGGGACACAACCUUACAAUUGUUAGCAGAGGUAGAAGAGAAGAAGAACUCUACAGCAGAUGCUCCACCCAUUUCCCAGGACAGUUUAGGUAAUGAUGUAGGUCCAAGUAAUAAAACAAGUCAGAUCACAGGAGAAGCUUUAGAAAAUAAUCAGACUGAAGUAAAUAGUAGCCUGAAAGAGGAAGUAGAUCAUGAGACUGAAAAGCCUGAACCCCAGGAGAGUAAGGAGAGGGAAAAUUACCCUGUCAGUGGUGAGGAGGGGAACCCAAACAGCUUGUCAGAGGAGGGCAAUGAGGAAGGAUCUAAGAAGAACCCCAGUGAUGAGGAAUGUUUAGAUCCUGGUGAGGGUAGGCAGAAUGAGGAAGCUCAGUGUGAUUCUAAUCAUAGGAUAGUGAAUAAUGAGUUGCAUUCUAGUAUAUCAAAGAGUUGUAAUGAUUCAGAUUGUAAUAACCAUAAAGAUACUGAAGAUUGUAGUAGUUUAGGCAGCAGGCGGAGAAAUGAGGAAUCAAGCAUUGAUAUGAAUGAAUUUGAAGAGGAAGCAGAUAAAUUACCGGAAGACAAAAAUGUCAGACAAAGAAUUCCUGUUAUUGACAUGAAUAAUACCGAGGCAAGAACAUGUACUACAGAAAAGUCUGACAGCUCCAGAGAUUCUUCUCUAGAAAGGGUAUGGAGACCUCAGCCUCCUCCACCGCCCCUUUUAAGUGAUGAAGAGGAGGAAGAUGAUUGGCUUUCUUGA
Penaeus vannamei (Pacific white shrimp) is the source of this 2873-nucleotide messenger RNA. The record is from RefSeq and is a predicted model, not a curated record. Lineage: Eukaryota; Metazoa; Arthropoda; Malacostraca; Decapoda; Penaeidae.